Messenger RNA from Siniperca chuatsi (mandarin fish), 1095 nucleotides. RefSeq names its product jagunal homolog 1b (gene jagn1b). Lineage: Eukaryota; Metazoa; Chordata; Actinopteri; Centrarchiformes; Sinipercidae. The coding region runs from base 144 to 695 and encodes 183 amino acids. The transcript is spliced from 4 exons. Gene Ontology annotation, biological process: granulocyte colony-stimulating factor signaling pathway; endoplasmic reticulum organization; vesicle-mediated transport. The record is from RefSeq and is a predicted model, not a curated record. Gene Ontology annotation, cellular component: endoplasmic reticulum membrane.
AGUUUGAGAUGUCAUACUUCCUGUCUGUCCCUCACUCCUCCCUCGCAUGGAUCUAGCCAGCUAGCAGGUUUCCCUGUGUGUCAACCAGCACAUUUAUGGUUUAAUGCUUUUUAUGAACAAGAGCAAAUAAAAAAAUAUCCACUAUGGCAUCUCGAGCAGGUCCGAGAGCAGCGGGCACAGAUGGCAGUGACUUUCAGCACCGAGAGCGGGUUGCCUCACACUACCAGAUGAGCGUUGCCUUGAAGUCUGAAAUCCGUAAACUCAACAUUGUCCAUCUGCUGAUCUGGGUGCUGAUGGCAGCUCAGGUGACAGUGAGCCAGCUGAGCCUGGUGUCCCACAAGGUAGUAGCCUCUCCAUACCAGUGGGAGUACCCCUACCUCCUGAGCAUAGUUCCCACAGUCUUCAGCUUCUUGGCGUUGCCCCGCAACAACAUCAGCUACCUGGUCAUCUCCAUGAUCAGCGCCGGGCUCUUCUGUGUGGCCCCGCUGAUCUACGGCUGCAUGGAGAUGUUCCCUGUUGCACAGCAGCUCUAUCGGCACGGCAAAGCCUACCGCUUCAUCUUCAGCUUCUCUGCCGUGUCGGUCAUGUACCUGGUGAUCAUCAUCGCUGUGCAGGUGCACGGCUGGCAGAUCUACUACAGCAAGAAGCUGCUGGACCAGUGGUUCACCAGCACGCAGGAGAAGAAGAAGAAAUGAGUUCACCUAAAGCAGGCGUGUGGACAAAGAGGAUCUUAAAGCUGAGGUGUUUUUUUGGAAACCAGUCAAUGAACUGGUGGAUUGAACCAGUUAAGACCAAGAGAAGAGACUCCCAAAAGUAUUGCAGUUCUUCAUCAUCUUUUUCUAUAUUUAUAUUUGACGGUGAUAAUAUCAUUGCAGAAAAUCAGUCCCUGGAGUGCUUGUGACUGCUGCCAUCACUCAUUUUACAUUAAUUCUUGUCGCAUUUCAUCAUUGAAAAUAAUAAGCGGUAAAUGUUGUCUGUACCUUGUUUUUUCCAGGUACUGACAGUGUAAACAGAACAGGUGUAACUGGAAGAAGACUGUAAUAACAUGUAAGUUGAUGUUUUGGAAACAAACCAUAAAUAAAUUUGAAUACAAGA